AUGAUGGACGGUCUUCGCCGAAGAAUUAAAUUGAACCAUAGCCUGAAACUUGGAAGGCAUCUUGAUUUGCAUUCGAAAACCGUCGAUUCACCAGCAUUACAGAGCUUAUCGACGCAGAUCCGACGACGAGUGUACAUUAAGUCGGGAGCUAAACAAAAGACUUUAUGUACGGAACAAAAGACGGCAUCAGUGGACGAUGGCGGCAGUCUGCUUGAGGAACCCUCCACGGCAAAACCGACCCCGGAGCAAGACGACCUUCUGCUCAACACCGACCUCCCCAUCUUCCUCGCUGAACCUCAAAACGCGUUCGUGGUCAAAAACCGCCCAGCCACGUUGCAUUGUAGGGCCGCGCAUGCGCUCAACCUCUACUUCAAGUGCAAUGGGGCCAAAAAAGUGGACACCACCGAGAACUUUUUCGUGGACCCCCAGAACGGGGUCAGACUCUUCGAGGCGGAAGCUAAUGUCACCAGGGACAUGGUGGACGAGUUCUUCGGCAAGGAAAAGUUCAAGUGCGAGUGCUUUGCUUGGAGCGGCAGAGGGAGCAUCAAGAGUCAGCCGGCCACCGUUGAAGUUGCAUUUAUAGAAGAUUUAUCGAAACCAAUCAACGUAUUCUCUUACAAGCAAUAA
Acanthoscelides obtectus is the source of this 627-nucleotide messenger RNA. The record is from the annotation of a GenBank genome assembly. Lineage: Eukaryota; Metazoa; Arthropoda; Insecta; Coleoptera; Chrysomelidae.